This is a messenger RNA of Archocentrus centrarchus (flier cichlid), 7747 nucleotides long. It is a transcript of the gene sobpa, whose product is annotated as sine oculis binding protein homolog (Drosophila) a. Gene Ontology annotation, biological process: animal organ development. Gene Ontology annotation, cellular component: nucleus. The record is from RefSeq and is a predicted model, not a curated record. Bases 34 to 2640 code for a protein of 868 amino acids. The transcript has 6 exons. NCBI's taxonomy places the organism in Eukaryota, Metazoa, Chordata, Actinopteri, Cichliformes, Cichlidae.
CGCAAAUAUUGACAGAAGUAUCACAGAGAAAACAUGGCAGAGAUGGAAAAAGAGGGCAGACCUCCGGAAAAUAAAAGAAGCCGAAAACCAGCUCACCCGGUGAAAAGGGAAAUAAAUGAAGAGAUGAAGAGUUUUGCAGAGAACACCAUGAAUGAGCUGCUGGGCUGGUACGGUUACGACAAGGUGGAGCUGAGAGACUCUGACAGCCUGGAAAUUGGGGAGACGCCACAACACAUCUCUGUCCUCAAAGAAAACUCGUUGCCAAAAAUCCCAGCUUCAACAGAGAACAGUGAAGUCUCUCCAGAUCGAGCCAACAGCUCUCAAUCCUUGCCAGCCUCCAGGAAUGGACUCACAGAGACCUCCACCACGCCGUCCACCUCCACGCCCAGCACCAAGGAGCAUGGCAGCCUGCCCAUCAUAGUCCCCAUGAUCCCCCCGCCACUGAUCAAGCCCCCCGCAGACGAGGAUGCAUCCAAUGUGCAGAUCAUGUGCGCCUGGUGCCAGAAGGUCGGCGUCAAGCGCUAUUCUCUGAGCAUGGGGAGUGAGCUGAAGAGCUUCUGCAGUGAGAAGUGCUUCGCCGCCUGCCGCAGAGCCUAUUUUAAGAGAAACAAGGUGUGUGACUGGUGCAAACAUAUUCGCCAUACUAAGGAGUACCUGGACUUUGGUGCUGGUGAGCGGAGGCUGCAGUUCUGCAGUGCCAAAUGCCUGAACCAAUAUAAGAUGGACAUUUUCUAUAAAGAGACCCAGGCUGCCCUACCUGGAGCGCUGUGUAACCCAGGACAUGGAGCUGCUGGGGAGGGUAAGCCAGAGUGCGGUACGGGAGUGCAGUUGCUCACUCCUGAAUCCUGGGGAACACCGCUAACGGACCUCCGGCGUAAAGCUCCCUCACCUGGGGGGCCUUCCACCACCUCAGCUUUGGCCCCAUCCACUUCGUCUGCUGCCUCACCCUCAGACACUAAUGCUGUCUGCUCCCCAGCCUCCUCAUCUUCAGCCAAAAUCCCCACACCCAGACCCCACGAGAGCCCCUCACUUCCCCCGCCACCUGUUCCCGCUCUUCACCCACCAGUUGGGGUUCCCUCUGGCAGCCCUCCCAUGGUGAUGACUCCACGGGGACCCAUGCCCCUGCCUCUGUUCAUGGAGCAUCAAAUGAUGCAGCACAUGCGCCCACCAUUUCUUCGUCCUUCUGCCCAUCCAGGAGGGCCCAACAGCCCGCUGUCAAACCCAAUCAUCCCUGGUAUUGGUCCACCACCACCUCCUAGGAGCCUUGGUCCUGCAUCAAGCCCCAUGCACAGGCCUCUGCUAUCUCCACAUGUCCACCCUUCAUCCAAUCCUAACCCUGGCAUGAUCCCCCCACACCCUGGUAUCCCCAUGCCAGGCCUGCCACCUUUCCCCCCAGUCAACAUGAUGCCCAAUGGACAUAUCCCCCUGCCCCCUAUGAUGAACUUUAGCAUGCCAUCCUUGGCUCCAUUGGUACCCCCUCCAACUCUCUUGGUCCCUUAUCCUGUCAUUGUACCCCUCCCAGUCCCAAUCCCUAUUCCAAUCCCCAUUCCCUUCAACCCCAAAUCCUCCAGGGACCAACCUGAGGGCAGUGGUUCUGUCCGUAGUGCUCCAGAGUCCUCAGAAGCUUCAGCUUAUGGGCCCCACUCACCAGGUUCCUCUGGAACUGAUAGAGGGGGGCAGAAGAUAGAGCCAGCUGACAGAGGACGUGUCUCUCCUGUACGCUCAGAGAGAGGGAUGACAGUGGAAUUGACUGUAAAGGCAGAGGACAACUCAGGCAGCCUUUGUCUCAGCAGUGGCCCUGGACUGAUGGAUGGGGUUAUUGAUCUGACAGUCGGCCAAAGAUCAUGCCAGCAGCAGGUAAUUCACAGGAUGCUGCCUGGUGUCCAGGUCAAAGUAGAGCCAGAGGCUGAUUCAAGAUCUCCAUCAGCUGCUGUGCUGGGGAGGGAAGGGAAAAGCAAUCAUGAUGAAGAGGAAGGGGCUCUACUCUCAAAGGAACUCCUCAGUGCUGCGGAGCCAGAAGGGGUCACACAUCCUAGAACACUGGAAUCAUCAGCCCCACCUUCCAGUGCUCCCAGCAAAGCUUCAGUGAGCCAGAAGAGUCCCCAUUACUCUAACCGUACAACACCACCCUCACCCAAUACAGUACGAACCCAGCCCCCAUCCAUACCCCAGCACCAGACUAGCCCUGCUGCCCCAUGUAAUGUGAUAGUCAAUGGUACAGGAUGGCAUCCACUUCUCACGCCUGCAUUUGAGUCUGACCGAAGGGGAGAUGCAGGAGAAGGAGAGGCAGAGAAGCACCCCGCCAACGGUGAGCUGGAGCACGAGGCGUUGAAAGAGAACAAUUGUUCAGUGGGUGAAUGGGAUCCAGGGAAGCGGGUCUCGGCACAAGAUGAGAUAGGUAACACGGUGGAGGGUAAGCCAGAUCCCGACUCUAACUUGGAGGAGGGUGAGCACGCCUACGCCCUACCGCUGCUGUCAACUGGAGGCUGUGUUGUCAUCCAGCCCGUGCCAAAGCCCGCCGCCGACAAGACAGCCAUCCUUUCCUGUUCCAUCAGCGCACCGCUAUCAGCCGCCGGGAGUCCUGAGCUCGAGCCGCCGCUGAAGAGGAGGUGUCUGCGAAUUCGCAAUCAAAACAAAUGAGAUGGAUGCUCUGAGGACCGCAGUGCCAUCAACGACACUCACUUGUCCACCCCCCACCUCCAAAUCACACUGCUUGACACACACACACACACACACACACACACACACACACUGUCCUCAUCCUCACCCAUCAUCCAGUCUACCAGCACCACAAAUCGCCUUUGAUAACCGAUGAGUCCAAACAAACAUGAUGAUGUGCAUCGUAGCCGAGAGGACUACUUUUGUCUGUGCGACGGACACUCUGACGGCCAGCAGGACCGUUUGAUCUUUGAACUGAAGACAGUAUAUUCCUGCAACAGGAGGACUUUACCCCGCUGCUCCUCUCCUCAUUUAGAGACUCUCAGCCCACACUGCCCCUUUAGACUUCAAUCCACCCUCCCCUAUUGAACAAGUACUCUCUGUAUUGUCUUUUACUGUGGAAUGCACCGUAGUGUCCGAUAUUCAAACCUGCUGCUUGGAAAUUACUGAAGGAACCCCUAAAAUUGAAAUGCUUCAGUCCAACCUUGUGCCACACCACAGGUAUAAAAUCUCUGCUCCAGCAAGUCUUAUUUUUUUUUUUCUUGUCACUGAGGUAUUACAAAAAAAAUCGUCUUGGCCUUUGCUUGUUCACCAGACGUGUAUACACAUAGAUGCCACAUUGGUUGCUUCAGUUCAUGGAAAGAUGCAUCAGUGCAGCCACCAUGUUGCCAAGGAGGAGCCAGAGUUUUUGAUGCAUGCAUGUCUAUGGAGGCCAAAGUCUAUACACAAUUAAACAGCAGCACGACCUAAAGAAAUUUCAGAGGAUUUUCAAACCAUUUGAUUUGUCAUUUAUGUUGAUAGUAACCAUGAUAGUUCUGAAAUAUCAGAUACUGAGAUUACAAAGCAGCUGCUUUUCUGUGACGUUCUAAAGACUGACUGUAAAAUGUGAAACCUGACGGGAUUACAUCAUUUCAAAGAGUUUGCUGUCGCCUGUCAAUGUUUAACUCGAAAUGCGAGCAGCAGACGAGUCAUUUGGCUCAAGUGCCGCCGUUCAUGAAUGUCUUUUAUCUUUUGGAAAUCCACACGCACAAAAGUCAUUCUGAACAAGGCUAUACAGCUUCUGAAUGCUUCUGUAGUCACAAUUCAGGCACAUUGUAAAUCGUCUUAAAAGAAAGUUGCACAAAGCAGCACCAAACCUCUCCCAUUACACAUGAAUGAGUAAGAACUCAUAGUGAGCUCCUCUGAGCAAGAUGGUGGCGGCAGAGAUGCAUCUCACAAGCCCAGAUUUGGUAUCUAGAUGUUAACACACGUGCUUGUUCACAACCAGCAGAAAAUGUACUUGCUAACCUCGUCGCCAAGUGUUCUGGGCGAAUGCGAUGGGUGGUGAACCAAAACACGCAUGUAUGCAGCCAAUGCAAGCUAAAGAAAUCUAGAAAUCUUUCUUUGGACAUAAAAUCACCUUCAUAUGUGUUGAGGAUUAUUCUGGAGAUAACCUUCACCAGCAAGUAAGCGUGUGGGUGGAAUCGUGCAGUCUCUGCCAUUUUCUGUUGGCAUCUAUCGGUUUUGCUCUCCACUGAAUUCAGUUAUAGUGCACAAGAAUAACACAGAGCUGUCACGAUUAGCAUUCCUAUUAUUGACAUCUCUACCCCCUGGAAUGCUGCCUGUGUGCUUAAACAGUAAUCUGUACUAGUAACAGUAAUGCCAGAGAGCGUUUUAAGGCUUACUUGCACCACCGAAAGAACUGAGAUGGCAUGGCAACUUGGAAACAUCUACCAGUGAGUACUCGCUACCGCAGGCUAGUACUUAAUCUUUUCUAUUAUACAUUACCAGUGAUGUUCCUGUCAUCGGUUAGUUUGAGACUGACUGCACUGAAUUUCGAGGGGGGGCAGAGGGAAGCCAGCUCUUUCAUAAAUUAUUCUUGUGGGACUGAGGGGGAAAAUGUUGAAGUAACACAACAGAAAUGUUUCAACAGUAAACACAGAGGACAAAUUUUUUUUUAUGGCAAUAUUUUGUCCCCUAACCCCACCAAGUUAGUUCUUUUUUCUUUUUUUUUUUCUUUUUGCCGAUUCUUUGUUGUUUCAAGGAAGUGUUGUCAGCAUCCUGCUCCAUCCUGCUGGGCAGCUUAAGUAAAUGCAACACAACUGUCACCCAUCCAGUUUGAUCUGAUCCAGUUACACAGUGGCUGUGAGCUGGGACGCCAUCAGACAAAGCCAGCAUUUAGUUUACACUCCUAUGGAGGAGGUGCACUGUACCAAUGUGAGACAAGGUAUUAUCAUAUGCCAAAGGCCUCUGGUGUGUUGAAACAAAACAUGUCACCUAAUUUUUAGUGGAAAUGGGAUUUUAAACUGAAGAUUUGACUGGAUAAUUUAUAGUUGCCAAAAUAACAAGCACUUAUUAUUUUUUUUUAAAAAGAAAAGAAAAAGAAGACCCAUGAUAAGAGAAGUGGAUGUCAAAAGCAUCAUUACUAUUAUACUUUUUUUGGUUUAGACCUGCGAUAUGUCACAGUAAGCGUGAGAUACAGUCUGGCUUAAAAAGACAGUGUGAUCUUUAAUUAUUGUUUGUCCUGCAGCCUGUUUUAUUUACUUUUCCUUAAUAUCAAAGUGAGACACUGUGUUCUUCACUGUGUAAAGACGAGGCCCAACACUUCCUCACGCACUUAUUCACGAGCGUACAUGCUCAUGUGGCACAAUGCACAUAGUAAAUUUAACUGUGUGUUUGUGUGUGUGAGGCAGGUGCAAGCAGAGAGCCCGGCUGAGAUUACAGAGUGUUGACUCAGAAUAAGCAGUGUGCAACUCUAUCUGUCGCCUCUUAGUCAGGCAUUUAGACUUAGCUCGCCUCUUGCCAAGGCCCAGCUUUGGUGUCACUUUAAGCUUUUCCUCAUCUCUGCUUUAUUUCUCUGCAAGCAAAGGCAGUCAAAAUGCUAAUUUUAAGCUCAUGCCUGCCUUUCUGCUGUAUUGCACUUAAAGAGAAAGUUCAUCGCAAACUAAAAUAUGCAUGUCGUGCUGUUGUUUUGGUGUGAGUUGCCUCAGUGUUGAAGGUUAUCAGGCGUGGAGAAAGUGUAGUUCCUGGAGUGGCCACUUGAGUCUUUUUUUCCAAACACAAACAGACUCCCUAAAAAAAAAAGAGCACGUUUACAGCCUGGUACAAAAGAACAGUUUUGGUCUUCAUGGAUAGUUUCCCCUUUCAUAUCAACUGUCUGGUGGAUCAUUUAUUUUAUAACACUUGGAUUUUGCUAAGAUUCAAAGUUUGGGCGUUGGCAGCUUUUACAGCAUUUUUAUUAAUAUUUUAAAUUUCUGACAAUAUGCUCUGUAUUGGGCCGCUCGAGAGGUUUGUGCUUCAGUUUUGGUGAGUGAAAUUAUAGUAUUUUAUUAGUCUAUUAUCACUCAUUAGCAGGUGUGUCUGUGUGUUAUUAACACUCUUUAGCACCCUUUCAUCCAGUUAUGGCCACUUCAGCACUGAAACCAACAUUGCCAAAAUGGCCCAAAUAGCCAGAGUGCUAAUGCUGAAUCUUAAGCAUAGUCCGUAAAUAUACAGUGUUGAAGAUGCAGUCUGUGAAUGACACUUGCCUGAAAAACUCUACAUAAUUUUCCUGCAACAAGAGCCUCAUGCUUGUGACAACCUGUAGGCUGUAAUGCUUCUUUCAGCUGGCGGGUGUAGACAUUAAGAAAAUAUUGCAUUAAAGCUGUGCCAAUUUUUUUUUUUUUUUUUAUUAAUUGGGUCAUGAUGUCUCAUAAGAGAGCGUGCUGCUGAGUUUUUCAAACCCUAACCUUAAUUGUUUGAGCACAACUAAUUAACAGCUUUUAGUUCCAUUAUAGUGAAGAGGAAACAAACAUCUUUACAGCCAGUAAACGAGAUAGGACAGGAGAAAAAGCACUACAGACCACAGGGAAAAUAUGCAAAUGAUUUUAGGGUGAAAUAUUCCUUUAAGUAGAGCUAUUCCUUUCUUUAAUACUUUCAAAAACUACAGUUUACAUCAGAAGACUAUAAAUUAUUCCUGUGAUUUAAUUUCUUCUCCGGAGAACAACUGUGUUUGCUUUAUUGACCUUUUCCUGACCUUUCCGGUGGCACAAUCAGGCAAAAUUUACAAAUUUAUUCCUAGUAUGGCAGGUCUCAGCUAUCUAAACCAGUAGUUUCAUACUGAUUAAAAAGGUUGAGAGGGCUUGAUUUAAUGAGGAACUUACUGCAAUCUAUUGUUAUGUCCGUUUUUCUCCUGCUUGACACACUUACAUAGAGAUGCAUAGACAUACAGAGACUACAGCAAACAUGCCCAAUCGUGUCUGUUUCUAAUCUGCACCAUGCUGUGUUGGCGUCACAAGCGGUACGCUAUCUGUGCCUGAGACAGAUACCGAACAUACGAAAGCCUGACUCUCAUGGGGAAAAAUCCUGGACCGCUGAGUCAGUCUUUGUGAUGGCAACCAGACUCGUGACAAAUAUCCAGCAUUCCUUUUUUGAUGAUGGACUACAGGCCUGGUCAGCAGCCUUAAUUAUGCAAUGACAACCAACUCCAAACCCGCUAGAAACAAGUGGUCCACAGGCGAAAUAAAACAUGAUUCGACUUCAUGUUACUUUUCAAAAACAACGGAGAAGUUGCCUUAACUCUUGCUUGUAUAAUCUCUCCAGUUAAGACAAUGAUGCUUGUAAAGAGGACUCUCCCUUCUUUGUACAAAACGAAAUAUACCAGAAACAACAACUUUGUUAUCUUGCUAGUGUCAAUGUAUAGAUGAUCAGCUUUUUCUGUAACUUGUAUGGACCGUCACAUUUUUGCUAAGAAGAGACCCUCACCCUCCCCCUUCCAAACUUCCUUCUUCCUAAUCAUCCAAUCUGUUUUAACUCGUGGUGGACUGUCAAUCUUUUUUGUGUACAUUUUAUAGUAUUAUUUAUUGUUGACAAGUUUUGCAUUCGCAAAUAAAAAAGUGAAGGUGGUUUGACCUGAGCAUUCGAUUCCAGUGUAAAUGCUUGGUGAACAGUGACAUGCUUUUUUAAAAUAAUUAAAAUGGAGAAAACAGUAAUAUGAGGAGGCCUUUUUAUUAUGUUGUAACAUGUACAUAACAUGUGGCCAAAAUUGCUUUGGAAAAUGAUCAUUUUUUUGUGUUGUAACAGUAUUUGUUUUAUUCAGUGAAUUGCCCAUGAAGACGAAUAAAUAAGAACG